AUGUGUCGAAUUCUUAAGAAGCUCAGACACUUUAACAUCUCAGUUGUCAUUUGUGUACAGACAGCAAAGAGUUUAAGUAAGGAUGUAAAGAGAAUACUUACUGACAUUGUACUUUUCCCCGGAUUGUCCGAAGACGAUUUCAUGGAACUUAUGAAAGAGUCCAUGGCAGGUAAGUUUGACAGACAUGAACUAUGGGAGAAGUACAAAGUCAUACAAGACCCUCAUACUUCUUUCAGAAUUCAUAUCUACGCAAACAAAGUUCAAAUUGUAAAAAGUCAAGCUUGA
Molecule: messenger RNA, 285 nt
Organism: Trichomonas vaginalis G3
Lineage: Eukaryota; Parabasalia; Trichomonadida; Trichomonadidae
Product: protein of unknown function, DUF4106 family
Exons: 1
Coding region: 1-285 (94 amino acids)
Source: RefSeq, a predicted model, not a curated record